Messenger RNA from Suillus subaureus, 1431 nucleotides. RefSeq lists its product as uncharacterized. Lineage: Eukaryota; Fungi; Basidiomycota; Agaricomycetes; Boletales; Suillaceae. The transcript has 7 exons. Gene Ontology annotation, biological process: secondary metabolite biosynthetic process. Bases 1 to 1431 code for a protein of 476 amino acids. Gene Ontology annotation, molecular function: FAD binding; monooxygenase activity. The record is from RefSeq and is a predicted model, not a curated record.
AUGUCUCAGGCCGGUUCGGCCCAUCGGCCUGACCAUCUAUACAAAGGAAGGCGAGCUUCACUGCCCCUGAACAUCGUAGUCGUAGGAUGCGGUCUGGGAGGUCUCGCUGCUGCAUACUGCCUCGCACAGGCAGGUCAUAACAUCACCAUCCUUGAAGCAGCGUCAGCCAUCAGUGAGGUGGGCGCUGGCGUUCAAGCCAGUCCCAACGUCUCGCGUCUCUUGAUGCGUUGGGGUCUCGGCCCACAUCUUGAGGAACACGGUGUCAAAAUUCAGGGUAUGAACCUUAAACGAUGGGCCAACGAUGAGGUCGUAGGGUGGACGCCGCUCGGGGAUGUGAUGAAUAAGGAAUACGGUUCCCCUUUUUACUUCUUACACCGGGCUGAUUUACACCGUAUGCUCUAUCAAACCGCUGAGCCAUACUGUAACAUCCGUGUUAAUAGCCGCGUUGUAUCCGUUGACCCAUCGAAACCUAGUGUAACUCUUACUUCUGGGGAGGUCGUAUCUGCUGACCUACUCGUUGGUGCGGACGGAAUCAAAAGUGUUACUCGGGAGUAUGUUGUCGGUGGGCUCGAUAAACCCAGGGCUACUGGAGAUGCUGCCUACAGAGCCAUCAUCCCGGCUGAGAAACUCCUACAGGACGAUGAGCUUAAACCAUUGGUGGAGAGAAUGGAAUCGAACAUAUGGAUGGGCCCCGGAGGUCACAUCAUUGGCUAUGCUAUUCGUGCCAAGAAAGAAUUUAACCUCGUCAUGAUGCACCCUGAUGAAGCUGAAGGGGGCGUGGAAUCAUGGACUGCUGAAGGUAACAUGGACAAAAUGAAGGAGUACUACAAGGGAUGGAGUACUACUGUUCAAAAACUUCUGGCCCUUGUUCCGUCAACGCUCGAUUGGAAGCUGAUGGACCGAGACCCACUGCCUUCGUGGAUUCACAAGGAUGGCAAGUUGGUCUUAUUGGGCGACUCAUGCCACCCAAUGCUGCCGUACCGCGCGCAAGGGUUAGCCAUGGCGAUUGAAGAUGCCGCUGUCCUAGGCAACAUAUUCUCGCAUUGCUCGGACCGCUCGCAGAUAUUGCCUCUCCUCAAUGCCUAUCAAUCUCUCCGGUACGACCGUGCUACCGCAACACAGAAGUCCUCAAGUCUAAACCGGUACAUAUUUCACAAACCCGACGGGCCAGAGCAAGAGGAGCGUGAUCGCGAGAUGCGCGCGGCCAUGGAAGACGCAUUGCGCAUUGCGCGCGGUGAGAAGAGCACGCGUGUACUCGCAGGCAAUGCGAAUCAGUGGGCUGAUAAGACGAAGAGCGACAUCCAAUAUGGAUACGAUGCAGAUGAGGAGGCAGAAAAGUGGUGGCUCGCGAAUGGGAACAGGCUUAUGACCCUCGUUCCUUCAAUUGAAUUCAAGCCAAGUGUUGUGCAUUCUGCAAAUCGCGAUCACUAA